Fragaria vesca subsp. vesca is the source of this 601-nucleotide messenger RNA. Its product is annotated as defensin-like protein 19-like. Gene Ontology annotation, biological process: defense response. Bases 54 to 302 code for a protein of 82 amino acids. The record is from RefSeq and is a predicted model, not a curated record. NCBI's taxonomy places the organism in Eukaryota, Viridiplantae, Streptophyta, Magnoliopsida, Rosales, Rosaceae. The transcript has 2 exons.
UCGGACCCUGCCUAACACUUCGAGAGUUCGAGAGCAAGAGAUCAGAAGCAAAAAUGGCUAAGCUACUUGGUUAUCACCUUGUUUAUCCCAUCCUCUUCCUCUUCAUCUUCCUCCUCCUUGCAUCGACUGAGAUGGGAAUGCUGGAAGCAAGAAUCUGUCAAAGGCGGAGUAAAACAUGGACAGGGUUAUGUGCGAACACCGGAAACUGCCAUCGUCAGUGUAGGAACUGGGAAGGUGCUCAGCGUGGAGCUUGUCAUGCUCAAUUCCCAGGGUUCGCAUGCUUCUGCUACUUCAAUUGUUGAUUUUCUAUCAACCACAGCAGCAGCCAGCAGUUUCUCUAUACUCUAAGCUGUGAUGUAUAUCAAGUUAGUAAUGUGUAAACAGAACCUACAUCACUGCUACUUGCCUACUUCGGUGCUCUUUUCUAUAAUAAGCAGCCAAGGGAUGCUAGUACAGAACCACUAGCUACUUCUGUUUUAGAUAAGCAGCAUAGUAACACUACUGCAGAACUAGUACUUCCGUUCUGAGUUAGAAAUACGCAGCUAAACACCGCUGCGCUCUGCUGUUUGACUCCUAGCUUUUGUAAUAUAACCCGCACCAG